CUCCGUCGAAAAACGACCGUACCGCUACCACGUCCAGCCUGCCGUGUCGUUGCCAGUCCAUAUUAUCUUAGUUCAUGAUUAUAACACAAAAUAUAGGUAUACAAACCCUUAACAAUUUUAUCGACAGACAGCGCCUGUUGGCCCGCACACAACAUAGUGGUCCGGAAAACGUAUUGUUUCCGUGUAUGAUCGCACUCUGUACACGGUACAAAGCAGCCGCCAGUCGUUGUCGCGAUAUCCGCAAGUACGCCGCGUCCUAAGUCGGGAACCGAUAAUAUCGUUAGGACGUGCCGGCACCGAUCGGGAUUGACGUGCGGCGUACCAAGCAAUUCAGCCGUACCUAGGCGCGAGCACUAGCGUCUUUGAUCGCGCGCGUCUGUACGGGUCGCCGUUUUGUUCGUAUUGGCGCGGCAACCGUUCGAACCCCAGAGACGUCACCUACGCCGUCGGCUUUGCGCACCGGAACCAUGACCGGACUCGAGGUAUUUAUUUCGUUUUUAGUGCAGUUGUAGUACCUUAUGGUAAAACGACGUGACCUUCUGGGAGAAUCUGGUAGCGCUCAUCUGUAUCCCGUCAUAGCGUCAUAAAUAGAAACAACUCGAGUUUGGGUACCUACCCGAAAAAUUUGACUGGUAAACCCAACAGCAGACCCUAGCAAAUUCUCAGUACUUACCUACCUAUUUCAUUUAUAUAAAAAAUAAAAUACACGCAUCUACUGUGCCAGUAACGAUGUACAUUAGGGAUUUAGGCAUGCGAGAUUGUAAGAAAUAUAUAUAUAUAAGUAUUUAAACUUGGACAUAAACGCGGUUCGGUUACCAAUUGAUUUUUCGAUAUCUAAAUCAUUACAACUCUCGGCUAUAGGAACAAUAUUUACUACAACAGUUAUUAUUCGAAUCUAUUGAUAUUAUUCAAAUAUAAUUAUCCACACAGGUAGGUGAUGUUUUAUAUAGGUAUUUACCUAUUUAAAACAACUUAACGACAAUGAGUUCAAAAAAACUGGUCUACAUUAAAACUGAUCUAAUCGUUGUAUUUAUUUAUCUAGAUACUCAAUUAUUAGAUUUGAUAUGUAAAGUUUGAAAAGUAGAACAUUUUGUGUGACUUUAGUAUAGUAGAACUUCUGUCACUUCUGUGUAACAGUCAUUUUUUUGGUCCCAUCAAGUGUUAUGCCUCUAUAGGAAACCUCCAAAAGACGGUUACCUCUAAAUAGCGGUCAAUAUUUCCGGCCCAUUCAGUGAUUGUUAUAUGGAGGUUUUAUUGUCAAAUUUUUUUUGGACCACCUACCUUUGUACAAAUAUUAAACAUUGAACAACUUAUCUAUUUGAAACAAUAAUAAUUUCUUAUCUAAUUUCUUAUUAGGUAGGUUAUCAGGUAGUUAACUACUAUUUAUUUUUACUAUAUAAUAUAAUUGUUCUAUAAUUUAACAUUACCUAAGUAUCUACCUAUAUUCUAUAAUUUUAUAUUAUUUAUCUAUUCAAUUUAUCAAGUUAGGUUUGACAUUGGACAUUGUGAUUACAUACAAAUCUUUGUUCAUUAAACAAUGAUCAUUUUGAUGUUAUUUAUAGUGUGAACUUGUCUAAAAAUGUUAUGCAGACCAAAUUUGUACACAUUCCGGUACAUAAUAGAUUUUUAACCCUUUGCUAAUAUCUAUUCUGUAGACCUAUGUUGUAUAAUUUUAGUAUUGUAUGAUAAUAAUACAUUUUGUACAUAAUACUUUCUUUAAACCAACUUUGUGCCAAAUGGUUAUAUAUUUUCCAGUUUUUACAAAUGUUGUUGUAACUUUUAGGGUGAUACUACCUUUUUUUUUCUGAAAAAAACAAAUUGCUUGUCAGACACUUUUGUCAUAUUAUAUAGAACUCAGUUAUAUUGAUUAAUUUUUGAUGAAAACUGUACUGUCAAUAUAUUUUACUUUAAUGAAUUAUUUAAUUUAAACGCAUUUUUACAAUAAUUAUUGGGUACAACUAAAAUGUAUAUUUUAUUUAGUUGAUCAUGAUCUGAAAGGCAGAUAGGUCUAUCGGGAAAUCGAGAUUUUUCCGGUGGGCCCUCCAAUGUAGACCUUGGGUUGCUCUUGUUAGUAAUGCACAUGAUUAUUGAAACUAUCAAACUAUUAGUUUAUCCAGAUUUUAUUUAUUUAAACAAGUGACAAUCAACUUGGUUACGAUGUUUGGUUUGGCAUACAGUUUUACAAUGUCAUUUUCAAAAAUUAUUUUUUUAAAAAACAAGCAUUGGAGAUAAUGUUGAUAGAAUUAUUUUAAUGACACAUUGCGUUUAAGCUAUUCUCUACGAGUUCUCAAUUUUAUAAAAAAUUGCUAAGAAAAAGAAUUAUAAUUUCUAGUGUCAAAUCUCUAGGUUAAUUACAUUUGAUAUUGUAAUUAUUUUAAUUACAUUAUGUAUUAGGUACAUAUAUAUAAAAUACAUGAGUCAUUAGUAAUGACUAUAAAUGUAAUGAAUCAUUAUACAUAUGAACAGUAAUAUAAAGCAUAUUUUUGUACAUUUUUUGUGGAACCAUUAUACAUUUAUCGACAUCUUAUCUUAUCUUAAUAAUGAUAAUGUAUUGUGAUAAGUAUGUAUGUUGGAAAAAAUUUGUAAUAACAAUUAAAUAAUAAAAAAAAAAAGACAAAGUCUAAUUUUAUUUAUAUUAGCUAUGUAUUUUUUAUUGAGUUAUUACACUAACAUGUAUCGAAUCUUAAUAAAUAUCAAGCUUCAAAAUCGUAAAACUUCAUUUUAUCACAAGAGCCUUGGCAAAUAAAACUUUGUUAUAUUGAGGGGACCAAAACCGAUUUACUUUUUCAUUGCAUUACAAUUAUCAUUCAAUACAUCAAAUAUUGACUGUAUAUCUAUCUAUUCCUAAUUAUACCUAAGUAUCUUCUCAGAUAUAUCUUAAAUAAAUAAAAAAAAUAACGUACAUAUAACUUAAGGUACCUAAUUAAUAACAUUGUGUAUUUUUCUUAAUUAGUAGUAAAUAGUUUGCUAUUUUUAUUAAUAUUCAGGGAUAUUUUUUUCUGGGUCUUCCUCUGGGCUAUUUUGUGCUUGGUUUCCAUUUUGUUAUGUGUCCUAUUAUUCCAUCCGAUCUCCAAAUAUGACCGACUCAUCUUAUUUUACUACUCUUCAUGAUUCCUAUAAUAUUGGCUCCUCUUAAUAAUCUUCAUAAGUCUCAUUUGUCCUAACUUCAAAUUCACCUUCUUCAUUCUUUUUGGUCCAAAUAUUUUCCUUUCAGAAACACACAAUUUAUUCUCAUCUGUUUUAUGUUUUUAUUUGUUUUUGUAGCACCUUUUUAGAAAGAAAAUUUUAUCUGAGGGGUACUUUAGGGAAGUUAGUUUUUGAUGUUUAAAAGUAUUUUAAUUAUAAAUGAGAAAAAACAAGAAAAUGUACUAAAUUUAUUAUUUUCAAUUUUGUUUUUUAGUAUAAUCCAGUUAAUAAAAAUAUCUUUAAAGACUUUUAAAAGUUUGAUAAAAUUGUUUGACCAAACAGAAAUGCUUAAAAAUUAAACAUGGGGUGGGUUCAUUAUAAGUCACAUUUUGUGUCACAAAAAAGAAAAUUUGUAAUGUUUUAUUUUUUUAUAAGAAUUUUAAUAUCAACUUUUGAAGAAAAUUACAGACUUUCAAAACAUGUAUAACUGAACUUCGCUCAGAAUAGAUAUUUUUAAAUCAAUAUUUAACCAUUGUGUAAAGAUAUACAUUAAAUUCCCCUCUAUAUCCUACCUUUACAAAUUCUCACCUAUAAUAGUGGUUCACCCAUCAUGCAUAGUAUGUUCAUCCUUUUUUAUUUGAUUACAUAAAUUAACUUAAAUUGAUUUUAAAGUAAACACAACAUUUACUAUUAUUACUUAUCUAAUUCAUUGUGUACAUUUCUUGUGUUCUAGUUACAAGAAAUACAAAAUGUGUAUAAAGAAGUAAAAUGAUGCCCUCCAUUUAGAAAAAUGUUGACAAACACAAAACUUAUGUUGUUGAUUUUUUGAAAAUGCCGAUAUCAUUUAAAUGGAUUGGAAAUUUAUUACUGUGGUCUGUGGGUAAGUUAUUGAUAAUUAAUAGUAAGGUACUUUACAUACUUAACAAGUAAAGUACAUAUUAGGUACUUUGUUUUUAUAAUCAUUUUGUAUAAUUUGUCUGUAAAGUAAUAUCAUUGACUGUGUUUAGUUUAUUUCAUAAUAUAGUAAAUAAAUAUAUAAAUAAAAAUAAAAAAUAAAUAAAUAAAUGGAGUAUUAUAAUAAGUGUAUUAUACACCCAGUUUCAAAAUGCAUUUAAUAUUUUCAUUCGUGUGUGUUUUACAUUUUGACUGAUAUACCUAAUCAAUUUUUAAUUCGAAACCAGUAUAAUACACUUAUCAUAAUACUCUAGAUGACACAUUCAUUUAUUUAUCUAUUUUUAUAUAUUCAUUUUUUCAUUUAAUAUUAUUUUAAACUAUUUAGUUAUGAGUAUUAACCAUUCUAAUAAUUUUGUUUUUACUUUAUUAUUUUAUUAUUUCAUAAUGAUUCAAAUAUAUAUUUUAUUUAAGACAACUUUUUAUCACAUAAUAAUAUUCAAAUAAUGUCUAUUGCUUAGUUAUCUACUUAUUAAACUAAUUUGUACUAUAAUUAUUUCUUAGGAAAUCUGGUGAUGCGGAAUUCCAAACUAUGUUUUAUGUUCAUGUUAUUUCUAAUAACCAUAACAUUGAAAUGUAGUUCAGCAAUGUCAGUUGUAGCUAAAUAUCCACAUAACAUACAUUCAGAAUGUUUUUCAAAUCAUUUGCUCCAUAUGGCUGUAGACAAAAAUUCUGGUGGCCGGGUAUACAUUGGAGCAGUAAACAAAAUUAUUCAAUUAGAAGGUUUAAAUUUAACAGUUGAAACGUGCACGAAAACUGGGCCAUUGGCUGAUAGCCCUCAAUGCCCAUCAAGUGGCUGUUCUUCUAUUCCAUCUGUUCAAACAUCUCUCACUGACAAUUACAAUAAAAUUUUGAUCAUUGAUUUAGAAUCUCGUAUGUUAAUAGCAUGUGGUUCUAUAUUACAAGGUGCUUGCAAUAAGUAUAAAUUAUCAAAUGUGUCAUAUCCAGCACAGUUUUUUCCUGUUAGUAUCGCUGCCAAUACAAAACAAGAUUCAACAUUUGCAUUUAUUGGACCAAAUAAUUCUAACGACCAUUGGGGAUUUUCAAAUAUAUUAUAUGUUGGAACAACUUUUACGAAAAAUGGAGAUUUUAGACAUGCUGUACCAGCUAUAUCUAGUCGCAACCUUUAUAAUUUAGAUUUAGUAGAAAAUUCAUUUAAGCAAUCGUUUAUCAAUAUUAAUAAUAACUAUCGAGAUCAUUUUCUUGUUAAGUAUAUAUAUGGUUUUAAUUCAAGUGAUUAUGCAUAUUUUGUUGUGGUUCAAAAACUUUCAUAUUUGCCAGGCCAAGAAGAAUCUGGCUAUGUAACUAGAUUAGCUCGAGUUUGUAUAGCAGAUGCUAAUUAUGAUAGUUAUACUGAAGUUACGUUACAAUGUUUGGUUAAUGAUACAUUAGAUAGUGACAAAUUGAUAAAUUAUAAUCUGGCCCAAGACUUGAAGCUUAGUAAUCCAGGUGAAGAUUUGGCUAUAAGCCUUGGAAUUAGUACCAACGAUCAAGUUUUAGUAGGUUCAUUUUCGCCAAGUCAAGGCAUAACCAACGAACCAAAGUUUCAAUCUGCUGUAUGUGUAUUUAGUAUGCAAUAUAUUGAAUCAAAAUUCAAUGAAAAUAUUCAUAUGUGUUUUAAUGGUACAAUUAAAUACCGCAACAUGGCUUACAUUUCUGGUCCAAUAUUACAAGGGAAUUGUCCUGCUGCAGGAGUAAGUUCAUUCAUAAAUUAAGAAUUAAUAUUAAUGAUAUCUAUAAUUGUAUGUACCUAUUUAUUAUUAUAUUUUUAGUCUACUGGAAAUAUACUUAAUUUUUGUGAAGUUGGAUUAAGAAUAUCUGGAACUCAACCAAUUAGUAAGCAAGCUGCUAUACAAUUUCCAAAUCAUCAUAUUACAUCAGUUACACUAGCAACGACAGAAAAAAAUACCAUACUUUUCUUAGGAACUUCGACAGGAAUACUUAAAAAGGUAUACAUUAAAUAUGGGAACAGGGGCUGAAUAAAUAAAUAUUUGAUUUGUAUAGGUUUAUUAUACUUUGAUAUUUUUGUUUAAAGGUGCUUUUAUCUUCUGCUACUUAUGGAAUAAAUUAUGAAGAAUUGAUAUUAGAUAAUGGAUACUCUAUAUUACCCGAUACUUCAUUAACUACUACCGGGGAACAUUUAUAUGUAUUAACCCAGUCUAAUGUAAGUUUAUAUACAAAUGUCUCAAAAUAGUAUUUUAUUUGUUUAUUUAUAUUUGUUUUUUAAUAGGUAUUAAAAGUGAGAGUAGAACAUUGCAACAGUUUUACUAAUUGUUCUGCAUGUUUAGAAGCAAAUGAUCCAUAUUGUGGUUGGUGUUCUCUUGAACGAAGGUAAAGUGAUCAAUUUUAAAACAUUUAUUGAAGCAAAUUAUUGUUAUUAUUAACUUUUAAAUUCCACUGUUCAGAAUUUUAAAUUUUGUUUAUUACAAUUUAUUAAUAACAUUGAAUGAACAUUGGUUCACUAUUCAUUUUUAUUAAUGUAAUUAUUUUUUCUUAAAAAGUAUAUAUAAAUAUAAAUUUUUAAGUAUAGGUUUUUUUUUAUUAUAGUCAUAAUUUAGUACAGUUAUUAAAUAAUUUUCCAAAUUAAUUUGUUUAAAAUAUUUAUAAUUACAAAUGAUAAAUUAUUUUUAUUCUGAAUCUUAGAUGUACUAUAAGAACUGCUUGUCAAAAAGCCAUUCAUAGUUCACCACGAUGGUUAUCACUUGGUACUGGUCAACAGUGUAUUGAUUUUGAACAAAUAAAUCCAGAUCGAAUUGCAAUACACCAAAUGGCAAAAGUAAUUAUAUAAUAAAACAAUAAAUUAUUAUAUUGUAUAUUACAUUUAUAUUGUUAUUAGUAGGCUAAAUAAUUAUUAAUUUAUUUUUAGUUACAUCUUAUGAUCAAAACAUUACCAGAAUUACCUGCAGGGGCAAAAUACCGAUGUGUUUUUGGAAGUGAUCCAUUGGAUGCUAUUGUAACUCCAUUCGGACUACAAUGCUUAACACCUAAGAUUGAGUCACGUCCGAAUAUUCCCAAAGACCAAGAUCAUAUAUAUGUUUCUCUGUCAGUCAGAUCUUCUGAAACUAAUAAAGAUUUUGUAAGCCGUAGUUUUGCUUAUUUUGAUUGCAAUGCCCAUACCCGCUGUUUAGAAUGUGUGAAAUCUCAAUGGGCUUGUAAUUGGUGUGUUUAUGAAAAUAAAUGUACAAAUAAUAUUUCUAUGUGUCAACCUAUAAUUAUCAGUGGUGAAAAUGUAAGUUCAUUCAUGUUAAAUUUUUUUUAUGUCAUUUGAUUAACAUUCAUAUACUCUAGAACCCUUCUCGCCUUAAGAGUCACGGUGCAUCAUUUUGCCCACGGUUUGUUCAGCCAGCUCAAAAAAUAUUACUGCCUAAUGGGGUGCCUAAAGAUAUAGUAUUACAAGUUGAAAAUUUACCCACCCCUCAAGUUGGACAUACAGGUUUUCAAUGCAUAAUUAGUAUUGAAGGGGCAAAGCUUAUGGUUCCAGCUAGAGUGGAAGAAAAACACAUCGUCUGUGAUAAGACAACUGUAAUUUUUUGCCUUUUAACUAAAAUAUUAAUUAAUUUAUUAAUUAAAAACUUUUUAAAAAUAAAUGUUUGUUAACUAUAAUUUAUUAUUAAUUAUAUUUGUAUUAUUUAAUUUAGUAUUCAUACGAAGCUAAUUCUGGAGAAUAUGAUGCAAUAGUUAGCAUGGUUUGGAAUAGAAACCAUCAAGUUGAUACAAUUAAUGUAACAUUAUAUAAAUGUGAUAUUCUUGGAUCUCAUAGAGAACAUCCUGAUUGUUCUUUAUGUGUUACACGAAAUCGUAUUUAUAACUGUACUUGGUGUAAUACAAAUAAAAUGAGUGCUUGUGUAUACUCAGAAACAUGUUUAGAAAGAUCUAGCUAUGAAUGUCCAAAACCUAGAAUAGAUAUGGUAAAAAAAAAUAUAAACUAAUAAUUUUCAUACAUUUGUGUACAUUCUUAAAUUUAUUUCUAGAUAAAACCUCUUAGUGGACCUAUUGAGGGCGGUACUCUUGUAACAAUAGAAGGAAGUAACUUGGGUCUUAAUGAAACAGAUGUCCGGGAUAAAAUCCACAUUGGGGAUAUCUUAUGUCAUUUAGUUGAUUAUGAAAUAUCUGUCAAAAUAGUUUGUAAAACUGGACCAUCCUUUACUGAAAAAGUAUCUUCUAUUGUGGUUGGCAAUAAUGCAGGGAAAACAGAAUCUUCAGUACAUUUUAGCUACAAGGUAUAAUAGUAUUUUUAAUAAAUUACAAUAUUUAUUUAUUUUAAAUUGUAAAUAUUUUAAAAAAUCAAAAUAUUAUUUAUAGAAUGUUAAGCUGGAUAAAGUAACUCCUGUGGUUGGACCUCAGAGUGGAGGUACAAUUUUAGCAAUUAACGGACAUAAUUUGAACAUUGGAAGUUCAGUGAUUGCAUUUCUUGAUAAUUUCCCAUGUAAAGUAAAUACAACCCAUGCUUCUAGUACAAGACUUACUUGUAUUACAUCAGCAGCGACAAAACCCCAAACCAUAAAUGCUAUGCAUUUGAUCAUUGAUGGUUCUAACAGAUCUUUAACAAAACCAUUUACAUAUAAAAAUGAUCCUACAAUUGCCGAAAUUAAACCUUUGAUUAGUUUUCUGUCAGGAGGAAGAAUGAUAACAGUUCAUGGAACAAAUUUUGAUAUUAUUCAAAAGCCAGAAAUGGUUGUUUAUAUGGAUUCAGAUUUCUUUCAUUUUAUUAACAAAACUGUAAGUUUCAAACUUUUUACUAACAAUCUCAAAUAAUAAUAAUUUUUUAAAAAAUUGUAAAAUUAUACUUUUAUAGGAAUGUAUUGUACUUAAUUCAGCUCAAAUGGAAUGUCCAUCUCCUUCUGCCAAUAGCCAAUUUUUAAGAAAUAUUAAAAGUUCUAUCAAGCGGAGAAGACAUGCAUUCAAUGGAAAAUAUGAGGAAUCUUCUUUAAUUUUAAAAAUUGGUUUUAUUAUGGACAAUGUUGCUACAGUAAAAGAUUUAGAAAAACACUUGAAUUUAUUACAAUAUCAGAUUAAAUAUGUACAAGAUCCUAAGUAUUUUGAAUUUCCAAAUACUAUUAAAUCUUAUAAAGGAGAUACACUAGUUAUUGAGGUUAGUAAGAAUAUUAUAAUUCUAUGUCAUUUAUAAUUUGUAUUUUGCAUACUUAUAAAUUUGUGCAGAAUAAGUAUUCAAUGCUAACAAUUUGUACACCUAAAAUUUUUAUCCCAUAAAAGAUUUAAAUCAGUUAAUUAAAAAUGUACUUAUCAAUAAAAUAAAUAAAAUGAGACCCCUAGGAUGGAUUGACGUAGUUGCCAAAGAUAUAGAAAUGAUAGACCAGAUGCAGAAACAGUUAGAAACAGCAUAUCAGAGAGAGAGGUGGAAAGAGAUUUUGAUGGCAGCGAUGUUCUUGAAUGGACCGCUAAGCUGAAGAAAAAAAAAUAAUUUUAAUUCUUUUGUGAAAAUUUAUAAGUAAUUUAUAAUUUAUUAAAAUUUACUUCACAUAAGUAGUGCAUAAAUUAUGAUUUUUACAAUCUAUUCACUAUAUCUAUUCUUAUAUAUUAUAUCUAUUUGCCUCAGUUUAAAACUUUAAACCAUCUCUGAUGAAAUUUCAUUGUAGAUCAGUGUAAUCAAAAAUAACCUUUUCAAUUUUCAUGUAUUUUUUUUUUAAAAAAUCUUCACACCUUCCCUGAAAUUGUGUCACUUCUCCCUAGGAGGGCUGGGCCCCUCAGUUUGAGAACCACUGAUAUAAACAAUGAUUUCAUUACUAAAACAUAAAAUUCAUACAGACUACAUGUAGUCUAAUUUUGUACAUGUGCAGAAAUAACUUUAUAAAAUAAAUAACCCAUUGAUAUUUAUGAUGCUUUUUUUUUAAUAAGUUUGUUAUUAUUAUUAGGGUGAAAAUUUGAAUUUGGCUUGUGAUGAAUCUGAUGUUUAUGUCACUGUUGGGCUUGAAAUUUGUAAUGUGACAUCUUUAGCGAAUUCCCAACUUGUUUGUAUUCCACCAGAAUAUCAACCAAAAUCAACUGAUGAUAUUGGAGCACCUACAAGAAAAGGAUUACCUUUAGUUGUGGUAAAACUAAAUUAAUUAAGUUACUGUUAAAAAUAUUAAAUACAUAAUUAUUUUGAAUUCCAGGUUAGGGUUGGUAAAAAAUUAAGAUUUAAUGUUGGAUACUUACAAUAUGACGUGUUACCAGCAUAUUCAUUUUCUCCUGAAGCAAUUGCUGGUGCUGUAACAGGGGCUAUUUGCAUAAUCAUAAUAUUUUUCAUUAUAUUAUUUUUAUAUCGAAGAAAAUCAACACAAGCUGAAAGAGAGUAUAAGCGAAUCCAAAUUCAGAUGGACACAUUAGAAAGUAAUGUUCGUUCAGAGUGUAAACAAGGUACUAUCACACUAUUAGAUUAUAUUUACAUUUUGUAUUUUAUCACACAUUUAUACAGUGGACUUGAUUGCUUACUAGUGAUAAGAAAUGAAGUUGCAAUCCACCAUUUAAUUACUAGGAACUAUAAAUAAAUUUUUUUUUAUUUAUUGGACAAAUUAACAAUCUAUGCCAUUAAUCUAUUCUAUUAUGUGUACAAUAGAAAAAUAUGAUGACAGAUAUAAAGAAUUUGUAUUCAUUACAGAAUGAUAUCAGGAGGGAGUGAUCUAGUGAUGGAACCCAAUUUAUUUAGUGGUUUUAUUUUAUUGUGAAUUUAUUUGAAUAAAUGUCUGCACUAUGACAUUUUAGUAGGCGCAUUAGAUUUUCAGGGAAACUUAUUUGAGAGAGCAGAAAUUAUAGGGUUUGGGUUUGUUGAUUUUGAAUGGAAUCUGGAGUUUUGUGUGGAUACUAGUCCUACUGUUUCGAUUUUUAAAUUAUUAUGGGGCAUAUGUACUAUGAACAAAAGUAUGAAAAAAAAUAUGAAGAGCUAUUGAUUGGACCUCCAUAUUAUAUGGAUUUGUGAGAAUUUGGUACAACCCCAAAUUUGAAUAGCACAAGCUUAUAUGGAUCUUAGGAGUGAUUUGUAUACAAUAUUUUUUGUUUGGACCCUUAAGAGUCUACUGUUUAGUUUUUUUUAUAUGGAUUUUCAAAUGAGGGCUCUAAAUUAGCUUCUUGUCCAGAAUAGUACCUAGAUAUUUUAUAUCUGAGGAAGUAGGAAGAAGAGAUCCUUGGAAAUACAGUGAAGGACUUUUUAAAAUUCAAUUUUAUAUGAGCUGAUUUCUCAGGGUUGAUUUUGAAUGCUUUGUAAUGCUUUGGAGGUUUGUACUGGAUUGUUACCAGGAGAAAGAAUUACAGUUCCAUUGGCAUAUGUAGUUAUAGUCAUUAAUCAUAUUUGCUGUACUUGGCAUGUCGGAAGUGUAAACAGCGAAUAGACCACAGGAGAGGUAACUAUCUUGUGGCAUCCAUGCUUAUAUACUAAAGUAAAAAGAUAAGGCAUUAAACUGUUAAACUGUUAAGAGUUUGUUGAUUUCUUGGGUAGAGUGCGCAGGUUAAAAUUGAUGUUGUUUAUGAAAAACCAGUGUGGGCACAAUGGGGCUUUAACGGAUAUUAUAUUUUCAGAAUCAUAUUUACUGUAUAUAUUAUUAAACAUCUGUUAAAAUAACCCCUAGGAUUUUGAUUAUUGGUUGGUUUUUUAUUAUGAAUACAAUUUUGAUGGAGAUGUUUUGAGGUUUCCUUUAUAUGCUGAACAUUAAGAGGUAAGUUUUUGGAUGGCGAGAAGCGAAAGCCAAAAGAUUCCAACCAGAACAUGAGUUUGUUUGAAGAGUUUUGUAGAAGUUGUUGAAUAUAGUCUGAUUUGGUACAGAGAAUGGCGAAGUCAGGGUAUAACAGAGAUAUGCAGGGAAAUAAUAUUUGUUUGGAGAUACAAUUGAUAGUAAUGAUAAAGAGAGUGACAGAGAUGGUGGAGGCUUAAAGGAUUCCAUUAUCUUGGUAGAAUAUGACAAAGAGGGAAUUAGAAGUUUUGAUCUAAAAAGUGCGAUAACUGAGGAAGUUGGUGAUGAAGCCAAGCAUAUUUCUUUUGGAUAAUUUUGUUGAGUAUUUUGGGUCUUCAAGCCAUGUUGUACACUUUGAGGAUAUUUUAGGUUUGAAUCUCUUUUUUUAUAGAGAAUAAGCUGUUUUGUAUUAGGGAAAGAAGAUUAAAGUUUUCAAGGAACCAUAUCAAAGAACUAAUGAUUUUAUACAGUAGUUUACAUAAGGUAUUUAAGAGAGAGAUAGGUUAAUAGCUUUCAGCUUACUUCUACACUUACUCUGUUGCAUGUUACGGUCUUUUUUCAUAGAUGUUGAAGUGAUGGAGUGUAGAGUCGCUUUUUGAGUUGAAAUUGUGUAUCAAGAUAUUUUUUUGAGUAGAGUAUCUGUAUCUGUAUCUGGAUAUUAAUUUAAAGUACCUUAUAACAGCACUGAUUAACUCAUUGCUGGAUACCCAUUCAAGGGAAAAAGAGUUUCUGUUUUUAUGAAUGAAAAUGAUUUAAUAUAAUUAAGGAAUAGGGAUAACUCAAAAUAAUAUUAUAUUACUAUUUUAAUUAUUUUAGAUAAGCAAAAAAAUUCUACAGACCACAUUGAACUCUAUUUUUUUUAAAAUUUUAUUUCUAUAAUGAUAGGAAAAAAAAUUAAAAGUUGAUUAUUUAUUUUUUUAGAGACUUAAUUGUUGUAUUUAAGAUAAAAAUAUUGGAGUUUAAUGUGAUUUAUAGGAAGUCUUUCUCUUUCCAACAAAAAAACAGCAUGUUUUUGUACAAAAUAUGUGGCACUCUUUAUAGCCUCACUUUUAAAUUAUUAAUAUAAUUAACUUAAUAUGAUGAAAAUAUUUUUUCUGCUUACAAGUUAGUAAAAUUAUAUUUUAUCUUAUUUCAGCUUUUGCAGAACUACAGACUGAUAUGACUGAUCUUACUGCUGACUUAGAAUCUUCUGGUAUUCCAACAUUAGAUCAUCAUGAAUAUAUUCUGAAAGUAUUUUUUCCUGGUGUUCGUGAUCACCCUAUUUUAAAUGAAUCUAAGGUAAAUAUAGGAUUGUUAUUUAUAAAGCUGUUUAUUCAUCUUAUGAUAAAAUAUUAAACAUUAUAUUAUAAUAUAUCCAAAUAGGUUGUUAUUGCUGGUUCUACCACAAAUUAUGAUGCAGCUAUGUUGCAAUUUGAACAACUUAUAAAUAAUAAACAUUUUGUGCUUUCUUUUAUUGAUACUCUAGAAUCACAAAAAACAUUUAGCAUACGUGACAAGUGAGUUAAAAAAAUUUAUUUAUAUUAAUUAUUAUGUAUUAAAAAUUAUAUUUAAAACGUAGGGUCAAUGUAGCUUCAUUAUUAAUGGUGGUUCUAAUGAACAAAAUGGAAUAUGCAACAGAUGUUUUGAGAAGUUUGUUACUUAGACUAAUUGAUAAAUCAGUCAUGUCCAAGCAUCCACAUUUAAUGCUUCGGAGAACAGAAUCAGUCGUUGAAAAAAUGUUAACCAAUUGGAUGGCACUGAAUAUGUAUAAAUAUCUUAAAGAUUAUGCAGGUUCUUCUUUGUUUUUGCUUUAUAAAGCCAUUAAACAUCAAGUAGAAAAAGGUCCUGUAGAUGCUUUGACAUACGAUGCAAGAUACAGUUUAUCAGAAGAUCGUUUGCUUCGGGAAAAAAUUGAUCACCGCAUUGUUGUAUGAUAAGCUAUAUUAUAUGUUAUGUAUUUAAUGUACAUGUAUGUAUAUACAUUUUAUUUUUCAGAAUUUAUAUGUUGUUCAAGACAAUUCAGUUGAUAAAAUGCUGUGCAAGGUAUUGGACUGUGAUACUAUAAGCCAAGUUAAAUCUAAAAUUUUGGAUGCUAUGUAUAAAAAUACAGCAUUUUCUUUGAGACCAUCUGUUUAUGACGUUGAUUUAGGUAAAAAUAUUAAAAAAUUGUAUAUGAUAAGUUGGUUGUAUUGAUUAUAAUAUUGUGUUAUUUAUGAAGAAUGGAGACAUGGACGAGGAGGACAUCUUACACUCCAAGAUUAUGAUGUUACCACAAAAAAUGUAUGUGGAUGGAAAAAAUUAAAUACACUUGCUCAUUAUGGUGUAAAAGAUACUGCUAUAGUUACCUUAAUUUCACGUCAACAUGACACAUACAACAAAACCUGUUUGCAAUCGUGCCAUAAUUGUAAUUAUUUCAAUUAGCCCAAUGAUAAUAAAUGUUUAAAAUAUUAUAAUGGUUAAACAAUUUGUUUAAUUUAGGUACCUAUUAUUCUGGUGCUAUUAUAUCUAAUAGUAAUGGAAGUAUAGAUCCAAGUUCAAGUUCAAAUAGUACUGUGUACCAUUUGAUUAGAUCUACUGAUACACAGCAACAGUACCAUACCAAUAAAAUGUCUGAGAGGAUACACAAAGCCAUUCCAGAAAUAUAUUUAACUAGAUUACUAUCAACAAAAGGUACAAUACAGAAAUUUGUGGACGAUUUUUUUUCCACAAUUUUAGCUGCUAAUGAAACUCUUCCAACUUCUGUAAAAUGGUUGUUUGAUUUAUUUGAUGAUGCUGCAAAAAAAUACAAUAUAAUUGACCCAGAAGUAGUACAUUCUUGGAAGUCUAAUAGGUAAAUUUAUACAUGUAUAACACAUACAUUAAUAUUCUUAUUAUUAUUGGUUUAUACAAUUAAAUUUCAAUGAAAUUAAUUAUUUCUAUUUGUAUUGUUCAAAAAAUUUGGUUAUUUAAGUUAAUUGUUUUGUAUUUUUAUAAAUUGAUCAAGUGUUUAAUUUUCAGCCUUCCAUUGAGGUUUUGGGUAAAUUUUAUCAAAAACCCAGAUUUCAUUUUUGAUAUUGAUAAAACUCCUACAGUUGACUCAUGUUUAUCAGUUAUUGCUCAAACAUUCAUGGAUUCUUGUUCAACUUCUGAUCAUCGUCUUGGUAAAGAUUCACCAUCUAAUAAACUUCUCUUUGCAAAAGACAUACCACAAUAUAGAGAAACAGUUUUAAGGUUAGGAUAGUUUUAAUUGUAUCUUUUUUUUUAUUUGAUAUUGCAUUUUUAAACUAUUAAAUUCAACAUAAUUAUGUUUAGAUUUUAUAGUAACAUUCAAAAACUACCUAAGAUCACUGAUCAAGAAUUAAGCACAUAUUUGCAACAGAUGUCUGUUUCUCACUUGGGGCAAUUUCAUAUAGUUUCUGCUUUAAAAGAACUAUACAUAUAUGCUUCUAAAUAUAAUGAUGCGGUAAGGAAAUAUAAAUUAAAUAUUUUAAUAAUUUAUUUAAUUUUUGAUAAAUAGGAUAGUAAAAAGGGGGUUUCAAUAAUUUUUUUCUUUUCUGUACUUUUCAAAAGUAAAUAUAAUAAUAAUAAUAUACUAAUUUUCGCUUAACUAUUGAAUUUCUUUGUAUGGGUUUUUUUUUUUUUUUUAUAAAUUAUAUUAUAUUAUAAAUGUUAAGCAACAUAUAUUAUCAUUUAAAGCAUUAUCUUAUUUUUCUCAAUUUUACAAGAAAGCAAAACAAUGCUAGAGGCAAUGCAACAUACCUCAUUUUCUUAAGAUACAUUAUAGUUUAGAUACAUAGUUGUUUAUAAUCUAGAUAGGUUGUAUCCUCUUAAAUGUAUAGAUUUGUGUUAUAGUUUACUCAAUUGUAAAGUUUUCUGUUGACUUCCUAAACACGAAUACACCAAACUGUGAAUUCUGAAAUUUUACAUUAAACUAUUUCCCUAACUAAAUUUGACUAAAAUUAACUUAAUAUAAGUACCAAUAUAAUAUAAUAUAUAUUUCAUUCUAAUAUAUUAAUUAAUUAAAAAAAAAAAAAAAAAUAAUAACUCUUGGUUUUAGAUUUUGAAUUCAUUAGAGUUGGAUCCCUGUUGUCAAAAAUUGAAUCUCAGUCAUAAGUUAAAUAAAGUUGCUGGAACUUUAGAAGGAGAAUCUGCCAUAUGCUGACAUUAGACUGAUAGCUACUCUAUCCUGUGAUAAAAUGUUUUAAUAUGUGUACAGAUUAUGUAGUAUAUAUAGUACAUAUAUAUAUGUAUAUAUGUAGCUUGGUGUAAAGGCUAAUAUAAAAAAAACGUAUAACAAUUAUGUUAGAUUUUUGGAAUUUUUGGAAAUAAAUAUAUUUUUUCAAAUCCAAUUUUCAAAUUAUUAUUAUUAUUUAUUUUGACAUUGGGUCUUCUGGCACCAAGCCACAUAUAUAUAUAUAUAUAUAUAUAUAUACAUAUAUAUAUAUAUUUUGACUAUUUUAAAAAUAAUAUAAAUAUUAUGUACAUAAUGUUUUAAUAUUACUUGCCAUUUUUGACAAACCUAAGUGUAAAAUUGACCAUUAAGAACUUAUAUGCCUUAAUAUUUGUUAGGUUGUUAAAUUAAUAAUGUAGUUAUAUUAUUGAGAUGAUCAAAAUAGUUUUAUUUCACUAUAACAUUAAAGUCAUUCAGUCUUCUUCUCUAUAUAAUUUUCAAAUUUUUUAAUUGGAAAUAUCUAGUUAUAUUUUAUAAUAAUGUUCUAUGUAUUGCGAAUUUGUGUACCAUAAAUUGAAUUAUUAUUAUUUUAUUUUUAUUUUAACUUCAUAUUUUUAAUUCUUAGCUUACAAUUAUAAAUUUGCAAUCAUUGAUUUUUUUCUCUAUGAUGAAAUAUUUUCAUUAGAACAUAGUGGAAAAACAAUUUUAUUUUGUUCAGUAUAAUACUUAUUUGUUACUUAUUCUAAUCCAUUGUUUAUUAUAUAGAUGCUAUAAUCCAAUAGUGAAUAAAUCAAAUAAUUUCCUUAUCAAAUCCCUUUGGAUAUUCAUAUUUGUUUCUUUAUAAAAUUAUCCAAUUUCUGUAAUAUACUUUACCAUAAUGGCUUGAUGACUUCAUUUUGAUUGUGAUUUUUUUAUUUUAUUAAUUUAUUUAAAAGAGGAAAAUUGUAAAUAAGAAUUUUUAAUUUAACUAAGACCUACAAAUUUGUAUACAUAAUGCUGUUAUAAUAAUAUGGCCAUUACAUUUUUAAUUGUUAUUCAUAAAUUAUAUGGUGAAAAAAUAAUUUUUGGUUUCUUACUUUUGUACUACUAAUAUAUAACAAUUUAAUAGUGUAAGUUAAAUUAAGUUUAAAGUGGUCAAAUAGAUUAUACAUGACAUAUUAUAAAAAAUAAUAAGUUUUUUCUGAUUCCGUCCCAAAUAAUAAUAUAUUAUUAAAACUAAUAAUUUUCGAACCAUGCAAAAUACAUCUGAGUAACAAUGUAAAUUCUAAAAUUGAAAAUAUAUCAUAAUGAAAAUUGGUUGUUUGUUAAUAGUAAAUACACAUUAUUCAAUUUAUUGUACUAUUUAUGAACAUGUGAUUUUUAAUAAUGUAAUUUAUGUGGUAAAUGUCUAUUUUAUUUUUACCAGUGUACUAGAAGAUUGUAUUUUAUAAGUUUAUUUUUGAUUAUUGUACCAGCUUGGGUCAAUUUUCAAAUGUACCUUGAUAAAUUACCAGUGGUUUUUUUUAUCUCUAAUCUUUCUUCAAUUGUUUUUUUACUUUGCAUCUAUAUACCUGUAUAAUAUUAACUUUAGACACUUACUUAAUCUAUCUACAGUCUGAUUAUUGUACACUCAAUACAAUUGUUUAUUUCUAUACAUUGAUGCAUAUUGUAACAGUCAAUAAUGUUUAAUGUGUACCAUAUUUUAACAGUGAUUAGAUUUAUAAUACACCUUUCAAUAAAUAUUAAUUUCAUAUACUAGCUUUUACUAUCAUAAUAGUAACAACUACUUUUUAUUAUUAUUAUUAUUAUUUUUUUUUUUUGUGGCACUUAUAAUAAAUUUCUUUCAACUGUAUUAAGACAACACUGUUAAAAUAUUGUUCACUAACUUGUCUUAGUUUUAUUAAAUUCUCUUAGAUCUCACUAACUUAACAGCUAUUCAAUUAUUCGUCUAUAAGGAAGGAAAAAUUGUAUUAUUGCAUUUAUCUGUUAUGAAUAAAAAUUUAGAAUUUUUAUGACCUUAAGUUUAUAAAAUCAAAAAAAAUCUAAAAGUAUAUAUAUACAUACAUAUUUAUGUAUAUAUAAAUAAAUUCUUUUUUCUUUAAUGUUAAGUGUAUAAAUGUUACUUUAAGAUUUAGUACAUGUUAAAAUGUAAUAUAUAUGUAUACAUACAUAUAUAAAUAUGAAUAUAAUAUACUAUUAUUACAAUGUGUUCAAAAUGUUUUUAGAAAAGUAUUGUACACAUAAAAAAA
Cinara cedri is the source of this 18098-nucleotide messenger RNA. NCBI's taxonomy places the organism in Eukaryota, Metazoa, Arthropoda, Insecta, Hemiptera, Aphididae. The record is from the annotation of a GenBank genome assembly.